AUGAGCGGAAGCAGUGUUCUGGAGCCCCAAACUCCACUUCUGGAGACUGAAAAUGAAGCAGUCCAUGGUUAUGUUGACUACAAGGGCAGCCCAGGUGGAUGGAGAUCAGCAUCUUUCAUGCUAGCUGGAGGAUCCCUGGAGAGAUUUGCAUAUUAUGGAGUAGAAUCCAACCUCAUUAGCUAUCUCACCGGACCAAUUGGAGAAUCCGUGGCAACAGCGGCUGCAAAUGUCAAUACAUGGAUUGGUGUUGUUUCGCUUGUGCCAGUUUUAGGAGCAUAUUUGGCUGAUUCUUUCCUCGGCCGCCAUAGAUCAAUCAUCUUUACUUCCCUUCUCUACAUCUUGGGACUCGGUCUUUUGAGCCUGUCUGCAAUAAUUAUUCCAACAUCUGCCAGCAGCUCAACCUAUCAGGGCAUGAACAAGAAAUCAGACCCGGAUACUGGAAACCAAGUUUUGUUUUUUGUAUCACUUUACUUGAUUGCAUUGGCUCAAGGAUAUAAACCAUGUGUUCAAGCUUUUGGAGCUGAUCAAUUCAUUGAAAAAGAUCAGGAAAAGGGCAAAGCCAAGAGCUCGUUUUUCAAUUGGUGGAUUUGUGGCAUAUGUAUUGGUUCUAUAGCAGCACAUUUGAUCUUGCACUAUAUUCAGGAUAACAUAAAUUGGGCAAUUGGUUUUGGGAUUCCAUGUCUUGCUAUGGUUCUCGGGCUGAUUCUGUUUCUACUUGGAAAUAGAACUUACUUUUUUGCUGUUAAAAGAGGUGAUGAAGAGAGCUAUCAUGGGAGGAUAAAUUGGGGCAGAGAAGAAGUGGAUGAUGCCUUGCACAAUGGACCACUAGCAUCAAGCAGUCAAGGACAGUGCAAAGAAUAUUUGUUGUUGAAAACUCCACAAAGAUCUCAAGGCUACAGGCUUCUGAAGGAUAUAUUGCCUGCAGCAGAUGAUUUUUCAACUGAUAACAUUGGACACUCUAGCAAAAGGAAAGAGCGAAAGAAUGUUAUAACGCUGCUACCUGUAUGGAUCACUUGUUUAACAUAUACAAUUGCAUAUGCUCAAGCCUCGACAAUAUUUCUCAAGCAAGCAACAACCUUGGACAGAUCAAUAGGGACAAAUUUUAAUAUUCCAGCUGCCACACUUAAGACUUUCAUCCCCCUCACCGUAAUGUUCUGCAUUCCAAUAUAUGACAAAAUUUUCGUCCCAGUUGCCAGAGCGAUUACAAAAUACCCCACUGGUAUAACAAUGCUGCAAAGAAUAGGAGCUGGGAUGGGCAUAUCAGUUAUUACAUUGGUUGUUGCAGCUCUAGUCGAAAUGAAAAGACUCAAAACUGCUGAAGAUUAUGGUUUAGUAGACAUUCCCAAUGCAACACUUCCUAUGAGCUUCUGGUGGUUGGUUCCUCAAUACAUACUCUUCGGAUUUGCAGAUGUGUUCAUUCAGGUAGGGAUGCAGGAGUUUUUCUAUGAUCAGGUUCCUAUUGAAUUAAGAAGUGUAGGCCUAUCAUUUCACUUUGGCGCCUUGGGAAUAGGGAACUUCUUGAGUAGUUUUCUGGUCUCAAUGAUUGACAAAGCUACAAGUCAAUCGGGUAGAGUGAGUUGGUUCUCAGACAACUUAAAUCAUGCACAUAUUGAUUACUUCUAUUGGCUACUUGCUGGAAUAGGUGCUGUGGGUUUAAUCAUUUUUGUCUAUAUAUCAAGAUUUUACAGCUAUGUGGGGCAAAAUGAUGACUAA
Coffea eugenioides is the source of this 1713-nucleotide messenger RNA. Its product is annotated as protein NRT1/ PTR FAMILY 5.10-like. Bases 1 to 1713 code for a protein of 570 amino acids. Gene Ontology annotation, molecular function: transmembrane transporter activity. The transcript is spliced from 4 exons. NCBI's taxonomy places the organism in Eukaryota, Viridiplantae, Streptophyta, Magnoliopsida, Gentianales, Rubiaceae. Gene Ontology annotation, cellular component: membrane. Gene Ontology annotation, biological process: transmembrane transport. The record is from RefSeq and is a predicted model, not a curated record.